This is a messenger RNA of Phaedon cochleariae (mustard beetle), 1661 nucleotides long. Lineage: Eukaryota; Metazoa; Arthropoda; Insecta; Coleoptera; Chrysomelidae. The record is from the annotation of a GenBank genome assembly.
AUGGGGAUCUUCUUCGAUCUUAGCCGAGCAUUCGAAACUAUAAACCCACAUUAUUUAGGUGAGAAACUUUUUAAAAUGGGCAUCAGGGGAUCACUAAACCAAUGGUUCAAGUCAUAUGUGAGUAAUAGAAAAGUGGUAGUCAAAGUAAAUGACCACAUAUCAGAUCCAUUUGAUGUGGACUUGGGAACACCGCAAGGGGGAGUACUUUUGGACCACUGCUGUUUUUAUUAUACAUCCCAGUUACCAACCGCGACCCCCUCUGCCCCGCCGAAGGCUACCACGGCCUGCAGCCAGCAGCUGCGUGCAGCCGCAGCUUCGUCAGGUGCCGCAGAUCGCUCAGCUUCAGAGGCACCAUGGAGGGGUACCUAUACCAGUGCCCGGAGGGCUUCGCGUACUGGCAGGUCAGCAGGCGGUGCGAGAGAACCGCCAAACUGCUGGACUGCCAACAGUACGAUUUGCCCCAGUCCAAUUGGUCGGUGCCAGUAGAUACUAUGAAUGUUUCGUACAGGAGACGGAAAAAUCUCUAAUUGAGAAUAAAUUCUAUCGAUUUGAGAAUAAUCAAAUCCCAAUUACAAAUAAUCGCAUUCGAAAUGUGAAUAAUCAAAUCUCAACUGACGAUGAACGCAUUCAAAUUAGGAAUAAACAAAUUGUUAAUGAGCACAAUCAAAUUCAGAAUGAACACAAUAAAACAUAUUCGAUUUGAUGGCACUUCUCGAAUUUGCUGUCAAAAAUAAGAAUUCAAUAUUUGAAAUCAGAAAAGCACAUUGAAAUGGUGCAUGGACACAUUCAUAGUGAGAUUAAUUCAAUAGAAAAAAUGAAACUUCGUACAUACAGGGUCUCAUAAUUGAUCUGUCUCGCAAUCUUCCAAUGAUAAGACAUUCCUUGGUGCUUGGUGCGAUCCAGAAGAUUUCAAAAAUUGACCAAUUUCAAGCCGAUAUUCUGAGUGUCCAAAGUUCUUUGGUUCCCAUAUUUUGAAUUUGUUGAUUACUGUGACAGUGCUUUAUUUUCAAUUGAGUAUUGAUUCUCCUCUUUACUGUUAUUUAUUUAAGAUCGAUUGGAAUCUCAAGUUGAAUGUGUAUUUGUGUAGAUCAAUUUGAAUCUGUUCAUUCGUAUCUUGAAGAUGCUUAUUCCCAAUUUGAAGCUGAAAUGAUUGUUUCAUAGAAUAUGAUGAAUUAUCAAGUGGCUCUCUUCAAUUGAAAGCUGCCUAGACUGAAAACAUUAUAUAACACGUUGUGUGAUCAAACUUCUUCAAAAUCUAUACUUCUAGAAGUGUAAUUUCAUGGAUUUUGGAAGAUUGGUACACAUUCACUUCUGAUUAUUUUCUUUCUCCAUGGAAAUGUCGAAUUUGAAUAUUUUGCAGACUGAUUUUUUCCUCUGAACUAACGUUUAGUUCAUUGUAAAAAUUAGCGGUAUAUGAGCUGACGAAAUGCUCUUUAUACCGCUUGGGUAUUUUGGUUUUGGUUUAUUUAUUUUAUAUUUAUUUUUCAUUAUUCAAAUUCUGUACUUUCUGUGUUGAUUGAAUCAACUUCAUAUAAUAUGGGCGUCAUUCAUAGUUUUAGAAAUUCGAUAUCAAAUUGCCAUUAUAAAUAUAAUUACCUACUAGUAAUAGGAUAAUGUAAUGACUAAGUAAUAAAGUGAUUGAAGAAAUCUAAAAUGACAUU